Molecule: messenger RNA, 2784 nt
Organism: Uloborus diversus
Lineage: Eukaryota; Metazoa; Arthropoda; Arachnida; Araneae; Uloboridae
Product: U4/U6.U5 tri-snRNP-associated protein 1-like
Exons: 21
Coding region: 79-2715 (878 amino acids)
Biological process (GO): maturation of 5S rRNA; mRNA cis splicing, via spliceosome
Cellular component (GO): U4/U6 x U5 tri-snRNP complex
Source: RefSeq, a predicted model, not a curated record
UUGUUGGUUGCUGUUAAGAAGAGAGUUGAAUCAAAUAUUGUUGUACUAUCUUAACUUCUCUUGAACCUUUUAUUCAUUAUGGGAUCAUCAAAAAAGCACAAGGAAAAGCGUGACAGAAAAAAACACAAGAAAGACCGCUCUCGUUCAAGGGAAAGAAGUUCGGAAAAGAGCCACAAACGAGCCGAGAAAUCGAGUCAUCGAAAAGAAAGACGUAAGAUCCCCGAGGAUGUUCCUGCAGAAUUUGAUGCGAAAAUUGUUGAAAAAAGACGUAAUCGUCAUUCGAGUGAUGAAGAUAGUUCAAGAAGACUUGAACAGCAUGAAAGACGUGAACCUGUGAGAGCACCCUCCCCUGACGAUGAUUUUGACGUAGAUAAAUUGCUUGACUCAAAACUUUCUGAAAACCCCACUGAUUUUGCUGCCAUAAUUGCUAAGCGGAAUGCCAGAAAGCGACGUCGUGAAGAUGCAAUUGAGGAACUCAGAAAGAGACAAAUGUUGAGCACUAGGGAGGACUCAUUGGAACGUUUUGCUACGGAGCAAUUGAUGGAAGAACAUAGUCAGCCAGUUGCCGUAAAGACGGACUAUUCCCCACCAAGCGACAGCACUACGCAUAAAGCUGAAAUUCCAUUUAUAACGGACGUACGGAUCAAGGAAGAACCUCCGGAAGUAGUUGAAGAAAGUACUCCUAUACAUGAAGAGUUCUCUGAACCUCAGUUGAGCCUCAGCAUCAGUGAAACUAAUAAACUUCGUGCCAAGCUAGGUCUUAAACCUUUGGCUGUGUCCAGUAGCAUUCCUGGACUUGAAGAUGAAAACUCAGAAAAGGACGUGAUGAAGAAACCCGCAGAAGUUUUUGUCAAAACAGAAAAUAUAAGUGAGGUGAAAAGGUCUGAAGCCCUUCGAGAGAAGCUUAAAGUAAUAAAGGAAAAAAGAAAGAUUGAGGAAAAACUGAAAAAAACAAAAGGAGUUGCAGACUCGGAUUCGGAGGAUGAAUCGGCUGCUGCUUGGGUAGUCAAGCACCAUAAAAUAUUGCAAGAGAAAGAGAUGGCUGAAAAAAGGGCAAAACUAUUAGAAGAAAUGGAUGCAGAGUUUGGAAUUGGUGCGCUUAUGGAAGAGGAAUUUGACAAGAAAAAGAAUUACACUUCAGACAAUUUGAAGGGGUUGAAGAUCAACCACGAUGUAGGCUCUUUUCAAGAAGGACACCAAAUUAUUCUAACUUUAAGAGAUAAAGGUGUCUUGGAUGAAGAAGAAGACAUGUUAGAAAAUGUAAAUAUUUUGGAUAAUGAAAGGUAUGCUAAGAAUGUUGAGAACAAAAAAAGAAAACCUGAUUAUCGACCAUAUGAAGAACCUGAAUAUGAUGAGUUUGGAAUUCUCAAGAAAAAGAACUUAUUGUCUAAAUAUGAUGAAGAAAUUGAAGGAGAAAAAAAGAAAUUUUUCAAAAUAGGAACUCCAGCGGCUACCAGUUAUGUUAGCAAAGAGCAAGAACUUGAACUAAUACGAAUGAAAUUAAAGCAACAGAAUGAGAUGACUCUCGAAAUGCCACAAAUGAAGUUGGCAAAUGAAUAUCUUACUGCUGAAGAUAUGGUGCAGUUCAAAAAACCAAAGAAAAAGAGGAAAAUUCGAAAAUUGAAGGCAGACGAUCUUUUGCCCGAAAAUUUGGAUGAAGAACGAGAUAUGGGGUCCAGGAGGAAGAAAAGGCCUUAUUCAGAAGAAGAUAACGUCUUUAGUGUCAAAGCAGAUCCAGAUAAAAUUCCAUUAAUUGAUGAUAAUGUUACUGAUGAGACCUUAGAUCUUUCAACUGUGGUUAUUGAUGAAGAUCAGGAUAUAAAAGAACUGAGUAAUGCUUUGAGUAAAGCAAAAAAACUUAAACAAAGAAAUGUAAUGACUACCGCUCCUGAAAAAGUAAUUGAAACUAUUAGAAGUGGAAGUAGUGUGAAAUCCAUGGACAGUAAGGCAGGAAACAUAGAGUUGAAUUCAGUUGCUGAAUUCUGUCGGACUCUGGGUGAAAUUCCUACUUAUGGGAUGUCUGGAAACAGAGAUGAAGAGGCUGAUGACAUGGCUGAUCUUGAGCAAGAACUCUUAGACGAAAGGCAAAAGCAAGAGUUAGAAGCUCAGAAUCGAGGAGCUUGGAAUGAAGUCGACAUUGAUGAAAAACCGGCGGAAAUUUUAAUGAGAGAAAAUGAACCCAUUCUUGAAGAAGAACCUGAUAUUACUUUAGGUAUUGCUGGAGCUUUGAAACUUGCCACAAAGAAAGGUUAUUUAGAUAAAGACUCAAAAAAAGGAGGUAAUGCCCCGAAGACCAGCCAAUUGCAAGCACAGUCCUACACCAUAGAAGAGAAAUUCUAUGAGGAUGAUAAGUUUGGUAAGAGGGACAGGUAUACUGGUCCUGUGCAAGAAUUUAAAGAUAAGAACAAUUAUAAACCAGAUGUGAAAUUAGAAUAUAUCGAUGACAGCGGUAGACUCUUGACAGCAAAAGAAGCAUUUCGUUAUCUUUCUCAUAAAUUUCAUGGCAAAGGUCCUGGCAAGAAUAAAGUAGAUAAGAGAAUGAAGAAAUUGGACCAGGAUACAAGACUAAAGCAGAUGAGUUCCACAGAUACACCUCUAAAUACAGUGAAGUUGCUCCAAGCAAAACAAAAAGAAACACAGUCACCUUAUAUUGUUCUUAGUGGAGGAAAUAAGACUUUAACACAGACUAUGAUAUCAAAGACGAAACCUUUGUAGAAGAAUUUUCCCAUCUUGUAAAAAUUUUCGCCUGUUCAAUAAAUUCAAAAAAUAUUGUUUCGUACUUAA